GAGAUCUUUUUUCUUCCUUCUACUUUCUUUUCAAACGCAAUCUAUGCGUAAUCAGAAUAACUAGAUAUUCAUUGCUGACGUGGAACUCUUCAUCGCCACACGAUCUAUCUUUUCUUAUCACCUUCUUAUUCUCCCUCCAAUAAACAGACAAACGUUACGAAAAAAAUCAGAAUACCUCCAUCAUAAUCUCAAUUCUCAACCACAGAUCCAAACCUCCCAACCUUUUUUUUUUUCUUCCUUUCUCCAAACAGACAAGAAAGAACAAUCCCGCUCUUCUAUUUACCCGGAAGAAGAAGAAAACAAACAUGUGUAGUAAGAUGGCGUUUGCUCUAACAAUCCCUCGAUUUCACUCUCCAAUUUCUCGCAAACCCACCACCACUUGUUCAUCUCCUCCUUCGAAGACACAGUCUGCUCACUUCAGCCAUGGACGAUCCAUUUCUCUCAGACGAAGACUUUUCUUAUUACCCGUCAAAGCCACUACCGAUCAGUCAGGUCAGGUGGGUGGGGAAGAAGUUGAUAGCAAGAUCUUACCUUACUGUAGCAUCAACAAGAACGAGAAGAGAUCAAUCGGUGAAAUGGAGCAAGAGUUUCUCCAAGCGAUGCAAUCAUUCUAUUAUGAAGGAAAGGCUGUUAUGUCUAACGAAGAGUUUGAUAACCUUAAAGAAGAGUUGAUGUGGGAAGGAAGCAGUGUUGUCAUGCUAAGUUCUGAUGAACAAAGAUUCCUUGAAGCUUCAAUGGCUUAUGUGUCUGGCAAUCCAAUUUUGAGUGAUGAAGAAUACGACAAGCUCAAAAUGAAACUGAAGAUGGACGGAAGUGAGAUUGUUUGUGAGGGUCCUAGAUGCAGUCUUCGUAGUAAAAAGGUUUACAGUGAUCUCGCCGUAGAUUAUUUCAAAAUGUUCUUGUUGAAUGUUCCAGCAACCGUUGUCGCUCUCGGACUGUUUUUCUUCCUUGAUGACCUUACGGGUUUUGAAAUCACUUACUUGCUCGAGCUUCCGGAACCAUUCAGUUUCAUCUUCACAUGGUUCGCUGCGGUGCCUGCAAUUGUGUAUCUUGCGCUAUCACUCACCAAGCUGAUCAUCAGAGACUCCUUGAUCCUGAAGGGCCCUUGUCCAAACUGUGGAACAGAGAAUACAUCCUUCUUUGGAACAAUACUAUCCAUCUCCAAUGAUGGUUCCACCAACAAUGUUAAAUGCUCCGGAUGUGGAACGGCGAUGGUGUAUGACUCAAGUACUCGUUUGAUCACAUUACCAGAAGGAGGCAAUGCUUAAACACUAUGGGCCAAGGUUUCAUUCUCAGGGGAAAUGUAUUAUGUAAUAUUGAUACUAAUAGAUGAAACAAGAUGGAGAAAUCAAAGAAGAGAAAAGAAAUGCAAAAGAGUUUGUUUUGUGUGCUGUCUUUUAUAAGCUUCAGACGUUUCCAUGUAGCUGUCAUUGACUGGUAUUGUGUGUUGUAAGUAAAUCUGAGGUGAAAUCAGAGAAAAAACACCAUGUGAUUACUCC
This is a messenger RNA of Brassica napus (rape), 1499 nucleotides long. Its product is annotated as PGR5-like protein 1B, chloroplastic. The transcript has 10 exons. The coding region runs from base 306 to 1268 and encodes 320 amino acids. Lineage: Eukaryota; Viridiplantae; Streptophyta; Magnoliopsida; Brassicales; Brassicaceae. Gene Ontology annotation, cellular component: chloroplast thylakoid membrane. The record is from RefSeq and is a predicted model, not a curated record. Gene Ontology annotation, molecular function: oxidoreductase activity, acting on iron-sulfur proteins as donors. Gene Ontology annotation, biological process: photosynthetic electron transport in photosystem I.